This is a messenger RNA of Linepithema humile (Argentine ant), 2726 nucleotides long. RefSeq names its product piggyBac transposable element-derived protein 4-like. The record is from RefSeq and is a predicted model, not a curated record. Lineage: Eukaryota; Metazoa; Arthropoda; Insecta; Hymenoptera; Formicidae.
CGCGGCUUACAUUCGGCGUGGCAUUGACAUGAAGUUUGGACUGUUCCGGCAAUGUUGCGAGUGCAGGACGGAUCGUCUCCGAAACGAAUAAUGCUGUAACGCAUUUAUUAGUGUGAAAAAUGCAAAGUGUAAAUAGAAGCAAUCAAUGCAGUGUUGCCACAACAGAUAGUGCGCGAAGUUUUGAUUUCUCCAAUCAUUUAUUCGAAUUGCGAAUAUUGUACGGAUCAUCGACUCCGUAUGUUUUCGUUGUUUGAAGAAUAAUUAUUUGACAAAUAUUAAUUACUUUGUCGUAAUCCAGACAGCACGAAAAAAGGAGGAAGCUCAGUCGACAUCGCACAACAGCGGAACAACAAUAAGAUUAACUUGUGAACAAUUCUGCAGCAUCGCAUCGUGCCGAUUAACUUGUGAACAACUCUGCUGCAGCGCAUCGUGCCGGUCGAGAAAGACGCAAUAUAAUUUUGUACCGGAUCAGCAAAACAUUAACAAGAUAAAACAUGUAUUAUCACAAGAAAUGUACGGUGCUGGGUUGCACAUCGACCGGCAUGAAACUUCGUGCAUUCCCACUGGCGACUAAUAAAGAAAGAUUUCUGAAAUGGCUGAGAGCUUGUGGAAACGUUCAAUUGUUGAAGCUAUCAGAAAGACAGUUGAGACAUAAAGUUGUCUGUGACUUACACUUUGAAACAAAAGUGAAACUGGCAUCUACUUUGUCCAGGGUCGCAGUUCCCACCUUGUUUUUGCCAAAGCCUAUUGAUGUGUCCAGUUACAAAUUUGAUGCAGAUAAGGAUUCAGAUGCAGAUACAAAACUAAGAGAUUAUAUAACUGUGGCAGAGUUAUUGGAGUCAGAAAUUGAAGGAAGUGAGGAGGAAAUCUCCGAACAAGAGCAAAAUCUUAACGUGGAACAAGAAUGCGACAAUGCUGAACAAGAUGCAGCUUCUCUCUCGGACAAUUCCGAGCUGAAUAAUAGAGUGUUGCUUAAUGAAGACGUUUAUAUCGGCAGAAAUGGAUUAACUGAAUGGAGGAAAAUGCCCUGCGCAAGUGAAUCUGUCACAGAUCUUUCUCCCGAGGAACAUGUUGCACAAUCGAGUUCUCAUUGCUCUACUGCGGAUAAAAAACCUUGCGAAAUCGAGAAUGAGCUGUGUGCUUUACGCGAGUUUAUUGACAAGAAUAUGCUGGAUGAGAUCAUAACUGGUACGAAUUUGUUGAUUAAGCGUAGGCGACUGUCUCGCACGUACUCCCGGUGCAGAGAUUUGAACGAGACAACGAGAACCGAGCUGCUGGCAGUAUUCGGUCUGCUAUAUCUCGUCGGUAUGAAACGAGCGAGUCACACAAAUCUACUGGAACUUUGGGCCGACGACGGCACCGGCCUGGAAAUAUGCCGCUCCACCAUGAACUAUAGACGGUUCCUGUUUCUCUUGGACUGCCUACGAUUCGACAACAAGAGCACCAGACUCACACGAUUGAAAGAGGACAAGUUGGCAUCCAUAAGAAAUAUCUGGAACAGAUUCGUAGAGAAUUGCAAGAAAUCCUACUCGCCCAGCGGCUCGCUCGUUAUCGGCGACAGAUUGAAGAGUUUUCAAGGCAAGUGCAGCUUCAUUCAACAUAUGCCCGACAAGCCGGCGAAGUACGGACUGAAGAUCAUUAGCCUGGUGGACGCCAAGACAUCCUUCACCUGCAACAUAGAGCUCUACUGCGGGCAGCAGCCAGAAGGGCCUUACAGAGUCGAAAACGAUCCCGCAGCCAUCGUGCACCGACUGCUUCAGCAUAUCAAAGGCUCCCCCAGCAAUGUUACCUGCGAUGAUCGUUACACCACGUAUCCUCUCGCUGUUUCGUUGCUAGACGACAAUAUAACGUUCCUCGGUGCGAUGGGAAGAGCCCACGAUGAAGUGCCUGCGUGCUUCCUGUCGGGAAAGUGGAGACCAGUCGGCAAUUCCUGUUUCGGCUUUCGGGACGAUGCUACAUUGGUGUCUCAUGUGACGGAGAAAGGCAAGGCGAUCGUCGUGCUCUCGACGAUGCAUCGUCAGGCGGAAAUCAAUCCGCGUACCAAUGUACCGGCGAUCAUUGAGGAGUACAAUGCGGCCAAGGACGCGGUGGACGUCGUGGAGCAAACGUGCGCAACAUAUUCCGUUUCGAAAAUGACGAAAAGAUGGCCGCUGGCAGCGUUCUUCGCGCUGUUGGACAUCGCCGGAUUGAACGCUCAGAUUCUCUACAACACUUCCCAGAGGAAGAUUAUGCAGAAGUGCAGGAGGGGCUUCCUCAAGAAUCUUGCGCUCGCGCUGUUGAAGCCGCAUUUACAGGAAAGAGCGAAGAUAAAGAACAUUCCUCUUAACAUUCAAACCACAGUCUUGAAUAACACAUAUGAGAACAGCGUUGAACGUUCCUCGAAUAAACGGUCCCACGAAACGGAUGAGGAGGUGGACGAGGAGGAAACAGCCAGGAAGAUGGGCCCAUGCUUUCUAUGCGGACGACGCAAAAUCACGCGUACAGCAUUCAAAUGCAGCACCUGUUUGAAAUUCACCUGCAAGGGACACAUAACGUGUACGAAAUACACUUGUGAAAAGUGCGACGAAAACACAGUGUGCGACAUUUAGCACCGAUGUAUGAAUAGUUUUUUCUCUUUACAUGUAUAUAAAAGGUGAGUGACUUUACGAAAUUUAUAAAUAUGACAAAUUUAUAAAAAAUCUUGUUGAGAUUUCAUAAUUUUUCCCACGACAGAAGAUUAUGAAGUU